CUUCAGUCCGGGGCUCGGUUGAACAGACUCACCAGGAAACGUGACUUUCGUGUCCGACCUCUGCUGUAUCAGGAUUCGAUUCUCGGUGUUAAACAAGACAACGCUGAAGGCUCGGUGCAGCAGCCCUGCAAAGGGAAUAUGAGGAGAGAAGCACGAUGGACGCAUGACUCAGCUGACUUUGGCACAGAUGAUACAGAACAAAAAUAACACAGCAGCAGUGAUGGGUUUUUCCAGCGCUCUUGGGAGGUGGGCUGUGCCACUCCCUGUCCCACCUGGCCCACCUGGCCCACCAUUACCUGAAGGGAAGCAUGAACAGCCUUUGACGUGGGAGUGGCAACUGCUGAGAGGGAACCGUCUGUACACAAGCAAUGUAGCCUUAUGGGACCCGAGUGGAGCCCCAACCCACGCAGGGCGUGUCUUCAUGGCUUUUCCUGGCCAAUCUGAUACCAAGAUGCAGUGGCAGAAGUACCUGCACUUCCACUCCUGUCAAGUCUCUGCAUGGCUAUGGUGAGGAAGAGCUCUGCACUGGGCAAGGAAGUUGGCCGUCGAGUGAAGGAAAUGGUGAUGCUGGUGGCCCCUUUCCUGCAGUCAAGUUCCCUAUCAAGGACAUUCAGUUCUCGGAAAGUGGUGAAGGCACACGCUUCCCUGCAUGGUGCCCGCCUCUCUCCACUCUCUAGAAAUAUUAGAGGCUAGGCUGCUGCUGUAUGUCAGGGCUAGUCCCUCUUCUAUGAAUCCAGAAUAACUCUGAAGAAGCCGAGUAACAGGCAUGAAGUGAAGAGAAAUCGCUGUAACAGGAAGACAGCAAAGCAGAUGCUAAUGACGACACUAUUUAACGAACUGGAACCAACGAGAAAAUACGGUAUUAUUGAAGACUGCACUUCCUUGAACAGAGUGCUCUUCUCAGCAAAUCGGAAAUGCCUACACAAAUCGCUUUACAAGAAGGACUGUUUCAAAGCAGCACCUUUCUCAAUGUUCUCGUUCAGGUGACAGUUCUUCUUGGUCUCAGCUCCAAUUUUAUUGUCAUUUUCAUCAAUAAGGAUACACAUCUCUGCCAGGAGUUGAACCUGUUGCUUGUCGAGGUGGUUAGUGUUUAUUUCAGGCAUCAUUACAAAAUGUCUGAUCUGUUCUAGAACACUAAUAUUAAAGGAAAAGAGAAAGAAAGGC
Messenger RNA from Pan troglodytes (chimpanzee), 1164 nucleotides. RefSeq lists its product as uncharacterized. Lineage: Eukaryota; Metazoa; Chordata; Mammalia; Primates; Hominidae. The record is from RefSeq and is a predicted model, not a curated record. Bases 164 to 511 code for a protein of 115 amino acids. The transcript has 5 exons.